This is a messenger RNA of Strongylus vulgaris, 603 nucleotides long. The record is from the annotation of a GenBank genome assembly. NCBI's taxonomy places the organism in Eukaryota, Metazoa, Nematoda, Chromadorea, Rhabditida, Strongylidae.
AUGGAUCUUGAUCCUUACUUCGUGAUGUUCUCCAGUAUACCUUUGGUUAUACAAUUGAAAGUCAAUCUAACAUUAACUAUUGCAAUUGCAAUCGAACGCAAUCUGGCUCUAUUCUCACCAUUUCUUUAUCGCAAGCUGCCCCCUAUUUAUUUCGCAACAUUUUCGCUAUUUCUGGGAUUCCUAUUCGCUGCUUGGGAUCUCAUGCUUGAAUUUGUUAGCUCACCUAUUGUCAGAGUUCCCAACUGCCCUGCGUUAGGAUGCUUCUUGCAAGAUGAUUUCCGUUUUUACUGGGGAACGAGUAGCAUGGUGAAUGAGCUUUGCGUUAUUAUACUGACAACAACGAUUCUUGUAAAACUACGCCGCGUUGAAAAACGGUUAAGGGUUGCAAAAAUAUUUCUCGGUAAAGAGUCAAGUGGAUUUAAGCAGGGAAAUCGGAUAUCACUGGGAAUUUUGAUUAUUUCCUUGCUUUUUGUUACGCUGCCAAGUGUGGCCGCUGGUUUCUUCAGAAUAGCGGGAUUUUCAUUUUUUAAGACAGUGGGGCUUUUUUACAUAGUUGGGCUAUUAUGUGCAGGUGAAAUGGUCAAAUCUAUCUGCUUUAUGUAA